Molecule: messenger RNA, 696 nt
Organism: Anopheles marshallii
Lineage: Eukaryota; Metazoa; Arthropoda; Insecta; Diptera; Culicidae
Product: peptide deformylase, mitochondrial-like
Exons: 2
Coding region: 1-696 (231 amino acids)
Biological process (GO): N-terminal protein amino acid modification; peptidyl-methionine modification
Cellular component (GO): mitochondrion
Molecular function (GO): peptide deformylase activity
Source: RefSeq, a predicted model, not a curated record
AUGACUUCCGUGCAAAUAAAAGCAUGUAUUCGAACAUUCUGCACCAGCAGCCGGGUGAACAAAUCGUUCGCCAAGUGGUACCAAAGUCUGUGGCAACCGAAAGGCAAUGAACCACCGUACGAUCAUAUCGUGCAAUUGGGCGAUCCCGUCCUGCGUGUCCCGGCGAACCAGAUUCCUGCCAAAGAGCUCAAAUCACCCGAAGUACGGUAUCUAGUCAAGCAUCUUGUUAAAGUGAUGCGAUCCUACAAGUGUGUAGGCCUGGCGGCACCACAGCUUGGGCUUCCUUUAAGAGCAUUCGUGAUGGAAUUUAAGGACGAUCUGCGGGACCAGUACACCAAGGCGGACUAUAAACUGCGCGAAAUGGAACCCUUACCACUGACGGUUUUCUUGAACCCCGAACUAAAGGUGGUCAACUACGAGAAGGUAACACACACGGAAGCGUGCGAAAGUGUCCGCGGCUAUCGGGCUGAUGUGGCACGGUAUCGCGAGGUGAUGAUAAAUGGUUUCGAUGCCAACGGGGACCCGCUGGAACUGCAGCUGAAAGGUUGGAAUGCUCGCAUAGCCCAGCAUGAACUGGAUCACCUAAACGGGAUCGUGUACACCGACCUGAUGAAUAGGAAAAGUUUGACCUGCACCUGUUGGCAGGCGGUCAAUGCGAACAAUGGACGCAUAAAGCUAUCGUUUGCAAAUAAAUAA